CAACUUAAAUUGGAUAACUCACGUAUCCUGGACAUCCACUACCCGGCCAACAAAGUCAUCGCUCUUCUGCUCCAUAACGACUAUGUCUCCACUGCACUCUCUAUCCUUGCAACGCACACAAUCAAGCCACUCGAAAAUUUUGAUCCCUGUGCCGCCGUCCACCUCCGUGCCAAAGAAUUUGUAGACCUCUCUGAAGAUGCUCGUCAACAAAAAAUGACCGAAAUCCACAAAAACCGCCUGUUGAAAGUUUUAGCCUUCUUGCGCCCCACGAUCCGCCCUGCAGUUGCCCGCCAAUUUGUUACUAACCAAUGGUUGACAUAUGAACAGAUCCACGAUGACCCAUCAACAAGACCGAUCCCCCACGAUACCAUACUGAAAAUGACACUCUGGAAUGCUAAUGGAUGUGCCCGCCACACCAUUCAAGCAAUACUCGAUUCUAUUCCAUCCACCCACCUCCUCUUUUUGACAGAAACAUGGCUUCUAUCCCCUCUGCGCUUCCUAACCAACUGGACACAAUAUCACACGUACGCAACGCCAGUAGCAAAUACUUUCCGCGGUGAAAUGGGAGUCAGCCUACUUGUCAAUCCCAACUGUCCAUAUCCAGUUACACAUUUCCCAUCAGCCUCCAAAUACGUACUAUCCUGCCAAGUCAGGACCUAUCUCAUCCAUUGCGUAUAUCUACCUCCAGCCUUGCCCGACCAAGAAGCCAUCGAGAUUCUGCACACUUUGCCAACCCAGACUCAUGUUUCGCAAACUAACACCAUCAUUUGCGGCGAUCUUAAUGCUCGUCACCGAUCACUACUUGGUGAUACUCGCACUACCCCGAGAGGUUCUUUGAUGCAUGAUUGGAUUGUUGAGCAUGGACUCACAUGCUGGAACUCACUACUUGCCUAUGGCAUCCCAACCUAUCACUCCCACACCUGCACCAACUCAACCACCGGCGAAUAUUUCCAUAGUGUGAUUGAUCUCUUUAUCAGCACCAACGUGCUCCAUAACCCACGAUUAGUGGUCCAUGACGAUCUUUCCCUCGGGUCCGACUAUAGUCCCAUUUCGCUUCAUUGUCUCCUACCUAGACCGACUGAAAAUGACCAGCAUCCCCGGAUUCUUUGGAAUUUGAGUCGAUUAGCUGAGCCUGAUUGCACAUACUCCUCCAUCAUCAAGCAAACACUGCGGCCACUCCGCACCGUUUUGAAUAACCUGACC
Radiomyces spectabilis is the source of this 1203-nucleotide messenger RNA. Its product is annotated as Endonuclease/exonuclease/phosphatase. The annotation marks the transcript as partial. NCBI's taxonomy places the organism in Eukaryota, Fungi, Mucoromycota, Mucoromycetes, Mucorales, Radiomycetaceae. The record is from RefSeq and is a predicted model, not a curated record. Gene Ontology annotation, molecular function: catalytic activity. The transcript is spliced from 2 exons.